CCCCUCCCUUUUUCAGGAGGUUUUGUAACAGGGCUUUUGCAAUGCCGCUUUGUGAAGCGCUUCUGUCUCCUUCUGACUAAGAGUUCGCUCACAGCCCAUCCCUCCCAGGGGGGAGACAAGGAAAAGGGCCGGUGCAGUCUGGCUCCGUCAUCUUCUCUUGACUUCUGCAUUAAUACAUCUCGAGGAUUUUGUUUUGUCUUUUCCGGGACAUGAAAUUCAUGAAUGCAAACUUUAACAUUUCAACCGCUCUCCUACGCUUUCUCGGCACAAACCUCGCCAGUGGGUUUGCUGCCCUUGCCAACCUUUGGGGAUGAAUGUCGCCUUUAUGGCGCUGCCUUUCAUCCCUGUGACGUAUCUCCCUCAGCUUAACCACGGCUGGACAACAAGAUGAUGUUGUGAGGGCCAGAACAAAGAUGGGUGGCUCAGUGGGAGGACCAGCGCCCAACUCUUCAGUGCUGAGCUCCGGUGGGAGCCCAGCCUCUGCAAAACAAAGUUGAGAACAGUCGCUUUGGAGGCAUCAGGAAUAUGAGUCUGCUCUUACAAUGCAACUUUAAUUCUUCAUAAGCAUAGGGGCAUCUCGUUCUUUGGAGAUUCAGUUUUGCUUAGAGGAAUUUCUAUCUCCGUGAUAAUAAUAAUAAAAAUAGCCCAACGUAUCUUGGACAGAAGGACAAGUUCUGCGGCGAGCGUUGCAGGAGGAGCUGAGCAAUGAGGUGGUGGCGAACACAUUGUCCCGGGCAUGUGAAGAAAGGAAGGAGACUUGAGCUAAAACGAUGAGCGUGAAUCACUUGGGGGCUCUGUCCUUUGUGAGUAAUGCUGUGAAUCUGUGGCUCCCGCAAGAAUGCUCUCCCAACCCACCCGUGCCAUACUGAGCGGCUGUAGAGCCACGUCUCUGAGCUGCGCCUCCAGUUGGGUGAGCUGAAGUGUUGACGUCCUCGGGUGCUUGCUAAAAAUACGAGCACGCUUCCCCGUGUGCAGUAUUAGCGCAGCUCAGCUCUUGUCUCUGGCAUCACAGUUCUGCGAGGAGCCAAGCGGGCGCACAUGUUUGAGAAAAGGAUUUGUCAUCCACAAGCUGUCGUGGUUCCGUGACCCCGUGUGCUGGGGGGAAGCUCUGCAGGUUGCAGAUUUCCUUUGUGGUCACCAACAUCGGUGGGGAUGAGAAUUAUUAUUAUUUUUAUUGCACCGUGCAGAGUACUCAAUGGAAUAAAGUUAUUGAGACUCGGGGAGAAGGAGUUGUAAGCCGUAAUACUGCGAGUUCACCUGUUCUGAAAGACACCUUAAACCUUAACAUAAUUAUUUUGGUUGUUCCUCUUGUGCAAGCAGAACACGUGAAGCUGACACCGGGGACUCUGACCUGAGCUGGCACAGCUCUGCAUGCACCUACAGCCAACUCAGCCUCAGAAUUCUCCUCUUUGCUCGGUGGUUGGCAUGCGAGUGGCUUUUCCUUCAGCCUUUCUCGUCUGGCAGCAUUGGGCUGAAGGGAUGGUGCAGCACCGAAUGGCCCUGGGUGUCUUGCAGGGCUGGUGAUGGAAGGAUGAAUAGGCUGUGAGCGCGACACAGUUGGGUUUGGGCUCCAGUAUUCCUUGUUCGAACUGAAGUGGGUGGGAAGGAGGAGACGGAAGGCACUCCUGGGAUGUUUGAUUCCUUGCGUUCCAGCUGUUAGACGCGGAAGGUUUAGUGGAGAUCAGAAGCAAAUAGGGGUCUUUGGCAGAGGCAGCCGUGCUCCAUGAGAGCCUUUUGACACUCUGGGAGGCACUGAAGGAAGGCUGAAAUUUGCAGCUCGAAUGUGAGCUGCGAUCUCGCUUGAUUGAGCAUUUACAAUGCAUCUCGAGCAAAAUGAAAGCUUUGAAAUCUCCCGGAGGAGAGGCACGAAGGCAGUAGAGCCGGAGGGCGCGGAAGCAGCAAUUUGUGAGCCCCCGAGGCAUUGCCUCACCCCAUCAGAAUGGUUCCACGAGGGAACAAGAGGGCCAUUGUGGGAUGGGUGCUCAGCCAGAUGUUUCCAGCGACCUCGACAAUGGCCCUUUUCAUUUCCUGUGCCUGAAAUCAGAUUGAUAUCACUCCGGAAUGAGGGAGGCGGGCGGUGGAGGCUGCAGCUCUGGGUAAGGAGCCUAUUUGGUGCAGUGAAUGUCCCAUGGGAGCAAGGGUGGUGGUGGAGGCUGUGUUGGACCAGGAAGAGGGAAUAAAUACCCCAAUCUCUCCGAAGUGCAUGGCAGGGGCUAGCAGGAGGGCCAGCUAGCUCUAACUUCACUUAUCCUUGCCGGCCUUGGGGAAAACGCGACACGGGUUGGAUUUCUGAGACCCCUAAAUGCCAGGAUUCGUCUCAAAUGUUUGGCUGGAAUGGGUGGAAAUCAUCGAACCUCGGACCCGGGAGCGCAUGUACGCCAACCUGAUCACGGGGGAGUGCGUGUGGGACCCGCCGGCCGGUGUGCGCAUCAAGCGCACCAAUGAGAACCAAUGGUGGGAGCUCUUCGACCCCAACACCUCCCGCUUCUACUACUACAAUGCCACCACGCAACGCACGGUCUGGCACCGCCCGCAGAACUGCGACAUCAUCCCUUUGGCCAAACUGCAGACCUUGAAGCAGAACACGGAAUCUCCUCGAGCCUCCACUGAAAACAGCCCCGGCCGGAGCAGCAAUGUCAGCAGGGAGGGCAGCACCAGCUCCUCCUUGGAGCAGGAGCUGGAAGGCAACGAGAAAACGGGCGAGACGACGAGGUCGAGCCGGCAAUCGGCCCCGUAUGCCGCAGUGAAGGAAGAAACGGAAAGUUCGUCGCCCUCUGGAGUGUUUGAGAAAGAGUGUGACAUUUAUCGGGAUUACAACACGGAAGGUCAACUCCUCCACUACAGGACGUCCUCGCUGCGCUGGAACGCCGGCACCAAGGAGCGGAUGCUGAUCAAGGUGACGGACCGUGAGCCCAGCUUCCUGCUGCACCAGGGCAACGGCUUCGGCCCCGACGCCGCUCCAUCCGCGCGCUCCCGCCGCCCCUCGGGGGGUCAGCAAUCCCCCAACCUGCAGAGCUUCGCCCCCGACGCCGACAACUCCGUCUUCUUCCCGGAGAGGAAACCUUCACCCUACCUGAAGAGGGCUGAGCUGGCUGGGAGCUGCUCGCCUCUGCUGGGUCGGGGCGAUUCCUUCUGCUCCCCGCUGCAGAGCCAACACCACCGCAAAGCGUCGAGCGAAUCGCAGCCCUCAUCGCCGCGCUACGCCUACGAGCCGCCGCUCUACGAGGAGCCCCCCAUGGAGUACCAAGCGCCCAUCUACGACGAACCCCCCGUGGACAUGCAGUACGAGGCCGGCGGGGGCUACAAAGCCGCCUCCCCCCAGAAAUCGCCCAUCCGGAAGCCUCACCCCUUCCUCCAGUCACCCAAGCAAGGCUCCAACUCGCCCUACCAGCAGCUGGUGCUCACCAAGCAGAAGUGCCCCGAUCGCUUCAUGAGCCUGGAAUACAGCCCGGCGGGCAAGGAGUACGUCCGCCAGCUGGUCUACGUGGAGCAGUCGGGCUCCAGCCCCAAGAUGAAAUCAGGGCCGCGCCACAAAUACUCCCCCAACCCCAUCGGGGGUUCCUACUCGCUGCAGCACAGCCCGUGCCUCCUCCGCGAGCAGCGCGCGGACCUCAAAUCCGGCGACUACAGCAGCAUGGAGGCGGCCGACUUCUGCCCCGACGACUCCAUGUCGUGGUCCAGCCAGCAGGACACCAUGUCCUCCACCGGCUACUCGCCCUCCAACAGGAAGAGGAAGAGCCGAAAGCCUUCGCUGCCCCACCACGAACCCAACACUCCGUCGGCGGAAGGGGAGCGGGACGGGGCGGAGGAGGAGCGCUGCGGAUCCGCACGCGCCCAGCUCAACCGAGCGGAGAGCAAAGCGGUGGAAGCAGAGGGGGAAGCGGCGAGGGGCUUCGCUGAGCCCUUCCUGGCGCAGGCACGCCUGGCCUGGGAGGCCCAGCAAGCCCACUAUCACAUGAAGCAGCGCAGCAGUUGGGAUUCCCAAAAGGACGGAUCGGGCUACGAGAGCGACGGGGCUCUGCCGCUGCCCAUGCCGGGCCCCGUGGUGCGCGCCUUCAGCGAGGACGAGGCGCUGGCGCAGCAGGACAGCAAGCACUGGAAGAGGAACACCUUUGAGAAGCUGGGUUUCCCUCAGAUCCUGCUGGAGAAGAGCGUCUCGGUGCAGACCAACCUGGCGUCCCCCGAGCCCUACCUGCAUCCGUCGCAGGUAAUGAGGGGGGCGGUCCCGGUGUUCUGGGGGUGUCCUCGGGGUUCAGGGGUGGCCCUGGAGCGUUUGGGAAUGUCCCUGGUGUCCUUGGGGGUGUCCUUGGGUUUUAGGAGUGUCCCUGUUGGCUGGGGAUGUCCACAAGCGUUUGGGGUGUCCCUGGAUUUUGGGGAUGUCUCCAAGCGUUUGGGGUGCGCCUGGUGUUUGGGGCUGUCCUCAAGAGUUUGGGGUGUCCCUGGUGGUUGGGGAUGUCCACAAGUGUUUGGGGUGUCCCUGGUGGCUGGGGAUGUCCACAAGAGUUUGGGGUGUCCCUGGUGGUUGGGGCUGUCCUCAAGAGUUUGGGGUGUCCCUGGUGGUUGGGGAUGUCCACAAGUGUUUGGGGUGUCUCCAGGUGUCUGGGGGAGUCCUUGGGGUUUGGGGUUGUCCCUGGUGGUUGGAGAUGUCCCCAAGUGUUUGGGGUGACCCUGAGCGUUUGGG
Molecule: messenger RNA, 4681 nt
Organism: Meleagris gallopavo (turkey)
Lineage: Eukaryota; Metazoa; Chordata; Aves; Galliformes; Phasianidae
Source: RefSeq, a predicted model, not a curated record